AUAACACGAUGUCGCGUUUCAACAGAAUAGGACUCUUCGCGACGAGAAUAUAAAGCACUUUCUCGCUUCAAGCCACAGUUUAUUAAAAAAAGAAGUACUUUGGCUCGUCAUAAUGGGGUCUGAAGUUGAUUGUUCCGGAGUAUCGAGAGCAGUUUGGCUUGUGAAGGUAAAGUUGGUAUAAUUUAAACACUUUCAGACUUGUGAAGAAAUCUUGUUUUCCAUGUGACAUCAAGGGCAGAUCAUUUGACAUCAUAACAUCAUUUUAAUGUGAUAUACUUACUGGAAUAAUGGUUUUCUUUGUUCAGGUACCAAAAUAUCUGUCUAAUAUUUGGAUGGACAACACUGAUGCUUCUGGAAUCGUGGGGAGUCUUCAGAUAAACAAGUAAGAUGGCAACUUCCGGCCGGUUCAUUUUUCAAGAGGAACGUUUAAAUUGAUUCAAUUCAACUUAAGAUGAUUCACAUUUAAAUGUUGCCUAUUCUAGUGAUUAUUUGAUAGAAAUCGAUACUCUACUUUAAACGGUAUAGACUUUGAUAUCUUGGGGAUCACAAAAUAUUCAAUCAAACAAAUAUUUCAAAAACAGUAUUUGAAGAAAAUUAGUUUUGUAUUUUAAUUAGUAUAAUUCAGUUGUAGAACGCACAUCAUGUGAUAAGAUGAAUUACGCACUCAUUUUAAGUGGUUGUUGUUACAUGAUCAAUUGAAGCACAGAUGCCUAGAUCACCACCCUAUUAAUAAUACUUUACCUCUUUAUUAUAUAAAGUAAAUAGAUUCUAUAUUGCCGUGAGUCUGUACUGAAAUAGAUCACGGUAAACAGGUGGCUGCCCUUCACAUGCCAUGAAUUUGUUCUCACUGCCUUUUCAUGUCACCUGUGAUCUAUUGCUGAACAAACAUACAAGAACAUGGAAUCUAUUUGCUAAAUGAGACAUGCCAAUGAUACAAAAAUUGAUUAAUAUUUGUUACUCACAACAUAUUCCUUUGAAAAUUGGUAUCUAUUUCUUACAAAAUUCUUUAUUUCUCUCAAAAGUUAUUGAUCAUAGAUUUUGUCAGUUGAGCAUUUCCUGAAUUAACUUUUUGAUUACAUUUACAACAUAAUAAAUCUUGCUUUAAAGCCUAUAAACUGCUUCUUUUAUCAACAGCAAUCCUCAGAGAAAUGAGGUAUGUGGUAGAUUAUCCAUGUUCUAGUUUUUCUAGCAUGUGAUAUUAUGUACCAAUAAAAAAUUAGGUAAUGAUUAUAAUGAUUAUUUUAUAAAAAUGUCAAGGAAGCUCUCAUCUUGUGAAUGAGUUUUAGAAGUCUGGCAAAUGGUAUGAAUAUGGGUAAUUAUUAAAAGAGGUUUUAAGUAAUGUGCUAAAUAUCUGCAUUCACAUUCAAAGGAUCUUUCCUCUUUAUGUCCCAAUCCCCCUCAGGUUACCCCCUUCUCAGUCCUCUGUUCCCUUGGGAGUAAAGAAAGGGAGGGACCCAGUAAAUGAGGUUGACAUGUAUGUUAGGCCAGAUUCCAGAAAAAAGAUGAGCACUAGUAACUGAUGUAUUGAAUACUUAUCAGAAUACAAACGAUUAAUCUUCAAAUCCAAAGUCAUCUUAAAAGCAUGAAUAUGUUUUUAUAUAUCUUUGUGUCCUCCCACAUUGUUGGUGAGGGAAAAGCUAAUCAGUAAUUUUUUUUUAACUAGUUUGGUUGCAUAUUUCAGGUGGCAUUUAAUCUGUCAGAUGCAUUGGCAAAUAAAGAAGACAACUCCAACAAAGAUGGCCAAGACAGUACAAAUAAAGACGGAAUAGACAGCUUCAAGGUUCCCAGGGAGUACAAGAUGGUUUUAUCUAAAGUCGAACAAUCAAUGGGAGUGUUUUCAGAAGGACCAGGAGGUUAUAUUUUAAGAUAGAAUGCAAAAUGUCCUCAUGACCCCUCACCCCCAAGAUCUAAAAACCAACUCUGUGCAGUUUGGUGGAUAUUUCUUUUUAAUUUUUGUAUUUAAAAAUUUGGUGUCCGGGAAGCCACAUGACAUGAGUAUUGUUGAUUGGCAGAAGUCAAAGUUCAAAUGAAGCAAUAACAAUCAUUUCUGAUAAAUGCUCGCAUGUUUAAAUUGUACAUUAUUUUUCCAUCAAUGCUCAGACACUCUAAAAUGUUCUCAUCUAUUCAUUCAAAAUAAUGUAAUUCUAUGGUCAAAUACGGAGGCGUGGUGGCCUCAUGGUUAUUGCGCUCAACUCCUGAUCAAGUGGUCCGAGUUCAAGCCUUGGCCAGGGUCAUUGUGUUGUGUUCUUAGGCAAGACACUUGACUCUCACAGUGCUUCUCUUUCCCCAGGUGUACAAAUGAGUACUAGCAAAUAUGCUGGGGGUAACCCUGCGAUGGACUAGCAUCCCAUCCAGGGGGGAGUAGCAAUACUCCUAGCCACUUCAUGCUAAGGAAAUCAGAGUUAAGCACUGGCCCCAUUGGCCACCUAGGCCUGUAUAAAGGCUUUACUUUACUUUUUUACUAUGGUCAAAUAUUGCCUUUCUUUCUCUUAGCCUCAGUGGAAGAUGAUGAAGAAGAAAAAAAACCUAAAAAAAGUGAGUAACAACAUUGUCUUAAAUAUCCUGGGUGUUUAAUGAUGUUUCAGUUGAUCAUGAAUGAUAAACCAAUUAAUACCGAGGCUAUUGAACCCUCAAACUCCCAGAAGUGACAAACAUGUAACUUUUCCCUAUAAUAUCCAUACAUUAUCCAGCAAACAGGUAAUAAGCAUACUCAAACUUAUCAGGUAGAAAUUGUAAUCUUGUUCUAACACCAAAUUUUUAUAACCAAUUUACAAGGAAAUGUGAAGCAGCUAAAGGGGAGAAUUAGCAAUCAGAUCUUGGGAGUUAAAAGGUUAACCCUUUAACUCCCAGAAGUGAUUAACAUAAAACUUCUCCCUACAAUAUUCAUACAUUCUUCAGCAAACAGGUAAUCAGAAUAUUAAAACUUAAAUCAGGUAGAAGCUGCUAUCUUGAUCUAGCACCAAGUUCUCAUAACUAAUUUACAAGGAAAUGUGUAGCAGCUACAGGGGGAGAAUUAACAAUCAGAUCUUGGGAGCUAAAGGGUUAAAAGACUUAAAAAAAAGUCUUUAAAACAGUCUCUUGAAAGUUAAACAAGAAAAAGAUCUGGGCCCAGUUUUUCAAAAAAGAGAUUAAGCUUAAAAAAAUUUUAAUCUUUUCUAUACUUCUUUGUUCAGUCUUUUCUCUACUUCAAAAUUGUUGACAAAAAGAAUUAAACAAAACUUCCAGAAAAAUUUCACACUAACCCUGGUUUAUCUAAACCCAGCUUUGAACAACCCAGCCCUGGUCUGUCAUCACAACCUUGGGAUUCCACACUCUCUUUUGUCCAUCAUUGGGACAGUCAAGGAAAAACUAUCUUUCUGUAAAAAUUCCGAGUUUGUGUUUGAUUAACUUCCAACAGCCAGCACCUUAGCUAUUGAUUAUCACAUUGCACUUAUUUUUCUGCAGGUCAGGUCACUAUUGAAGGAGUAGUUGUACAGAAAGCUGACUGUCGGCCAAUUCAGCCUAGUGCUGACUACCUGAGUUUGAAAAAGUAAGCACUUUUACCACAUGCAUAGAUGUGUGUGGUUAAACAGUUUAAUUCCAACAUUUGUGGUCCAUAACUUUGUGGACAGAGUUACUAUUGGCUCCUUGUGAUUUUCCCUUUAUUCUUAUUGGCCACUGCAAGUAGUAACUUAAUAGUUUCAAAUUGUAACACUCAAUCACUAAGAACUCCUACUAGAGGAAAAGGUUACCCACAUGUUAUUGUAACAAAAGAGUCCUGUAUAGUCAUUAUGAGUCAUGAUUGCAACAUUGUUGUGCUAUUUUUUUUUACUUAUUUACCAGGAAGGCAAUUGUUAAUAAAAGUAAAUCAGGACGGCAAGCCAAAAUGGUUGACCGUGUUAUUAAAUAUCGUCCAGUGUCUGACCACAAGGCUAAUGUAAGUACUCUGAUUUUUUCAAAAUUUCUUUUUAAUCACAAUGGUAUGUGUACACUUUGCAAUACUAUACAUGCUCAUGAUAUACUAGAGUGAAAGAGUAAGAGUUGUAUCUCAGGUUAUCCUUGCAACUUGGAAACAAGUCUCAAAUCACUUUUUUUUUUUUCCACUGAUCAAAUUUUUUACGCAAUUUUCUCAGACUCACUUCUUUUUGGAAGAACUAUUCAAUGUUCUCCAGUCUGCCUAUUCAAAGUUGUAACGUUCCCUUUCCUCACAGAUUGAACACGAAAAGAAGAAGAAAGAAGAAGGAAAAAGAGCUCGAGAAGAUGAAGAUGUUGUCAAAGCGUUGCUUUUCAAUGCAUUUGAAAGACAUCAAUACUAUAACUUGAAGGACCUCAUAACUAUCACAAAACAACCAGUGGUGAGUGACUAAAAAUAAAUUUCUCCUCACAAUACUCACACAUUUUCAAGUAAAAGUCUCAAAACAAAAGUGAUGAGAAAUGCAUGGAGAAUAGUGUAGAGAAUUGAUAUUUUAAUCUGGGGAGUGAAAGGGUUCAAGACAUUUUGGUCAGGAAUUAUUAUGGUAUGAAACGUGCAAAACAGUUUCCCACCAAGGCUCUGAGGGAAAUUGGAAAGGGGGGUGGGAAGGGUGGGAAGGGUGGGAAGGGUGGGAAGUGUGGGAAGGGUGGGAAGGGUGGGAAGGGUGGGCAGUGUGGGAAGGGUGGGAAGGGUGGGAAGGGUGGGAAGGGUGGGAAGGGUGGGAAGGGUGGGAAGGGUAGGAAGGGUGGGAAGGUAGGUCAUUUGCGUCAUUAUGUUUUUGAACUCCUGAUUUAGAUGUCAGGGAUUGGUUGUUCAAAGCUUGGUUAGAAUGACCCAAGGAUUGGUUUGAAAUCUAAUUUCAGAUCUGAAAGCUUUAAGAAAAAAAUUCAGCAUAAUUCCUCUUUUCUCUGGAAUGUGAUUAUUGGAUGCUCUAAACUGAAUGGAGAAAAUUAUCCCACAAAGGCUUUUGAGCAAAGGAAUAGAGAAACCCAGAUUAAAAUCUGACCCUAGGUUAAUGCUAAUCAGCCUUCAAAUAACUAGACCCUGGAAUCAAUGAUACGUCUUCAUUAUUUUGUUUUUAUUAGAAGUAUUUUUAUUAUUAUCAAUCAAUGUCAGUAUCUGAGUAACUCCACCCACCCCUCCCCCCCUCCCCUAACCCAACAACAGUCAACUGUUAACAGACAGAAGUUAAUGUUGGUUUAAGGGGGGGGGAAGGUGGACACUCUCUCAAAUAAUGAAAUUGAUUCAUCAUCAUCAUUAUUAUUAUUAUUAUUAUUAUUAUUAUCAUUGUUAUUAUUACAAUUUCGUUAAUGACGUUCACUUUUUUUGUUCUGCUUUUUGUUAUGGUUGGAUGGUUUUUACCAUCAGUAACACAAGUAACGUUUAUUUUCAUGUCUGAAGAAUGUCUACCCCUUACUUAAUCGCAAGUGCAACUAUUUUGGAGAUGACUUUUAACCCGGUUAAAAAUUGUUCCUUGUUACUGAUCUGACAAGAACCGAUCUCCUUGUUCUUGUAGGCAUAUCUAAAGAGUAUAUUGAAAGAGAUUGGACAUUAUAACACGAAAAAUCCUCACAAAAAUAUGUGGGAGUUAAAGCCUGAGUACAGACAUUACAGCAACAAGAACAGCGAUGAUAAUGGAAAGGAAGGAACAAGUUCGUAAACAAAUUUAGCCAUUUAGACUCACGUGCAAGCGACAAGAGGUGAGGGCCCCAACAGCGUAGAUGCAACGGGAUCUGAAAAAAGCUCAAGAGACAUCUGAAGUAUGGGCAGUUGUUUUCCGUUGCAGGCCUUGUCUACGCAGUUUUUAUAUUUUGAAAACGCAACACAAGUUUUCCGUUUUCACAGGAAAACGGAUUUUUAAAACGUUAUUGUCAACUCUCCAGUGAGCCCACCGGCGGCUCGAACGCUUGAAUGUACCUUCGAGCAUGCCCACAACGAUCAUCUAAUUCUCCCUGGAAUCAUUACAAAGAGCAGGGACUUUCGUAAUUUCAGAACGUGCCGUUUUCAGUGGAUAAUUUGUCCAGUUUAGUCUAGGCAAUACGGCCAACCGAAUAAAAAUAAAGAUGUGUUUUCAGAUGUUUUAUUUGCAGCGGAUUCAACGACAUCGUAUCCAAUAGAAGAAAGAGGGAAAGUUUCUGUGGUGGUGUGUCGGUGGGGGGUUUUAUUUAAUUUUAUCAAGGGACAUGAUAAUUAAGACUGGCCAAGAGUUGGUAAAGAGUUUUUAAAGCUGACGUUUUGAGCGAUUUCCACUCGUCAGAGUGAAUGAUUGCAUCCAUAGAUUCACUUUGCGAAUAUCUCCCAUUAUAUUUCAGACAGCCUUAUAAUCAGCGCCUCUUGAGCGCACGUGCAGUUGACUCGCUUUCUCGCCUAAAAUGUUGCUUUACCUUCUAGAAAGCGUUUGACAAAUGACUCUCGAUUCUGAUCCACAUUGAUGAAGGAUUCUCAAGGCCUUGUGGUUUUGAUAUUGUGUUACAACUGUGUACAAAUUAUGUACACUGCGAAUUGUGGAUCACUUUGCUAAGAUAGUCAAACUCUUACAAGGAAACAAUAAACUAAGUUCGAAUUACAAUGACCACAAUUGGUGAAAAAGGUUAAAAUAUUUUAAAUCAAUUACCUUGACUUCAUUGUAAAGUGUCUAAUGACGCAAAUUAUCGAUAAAUUCACAGUUUUAUACAGCUUUAGUUAGUACUACUUUUGAAUAUACGACUUAACUACUAGAACAACAGUAACGGACUCCUCUAUUGUCUGUCUCAUUUCAUCUUUCAGCAGUAAAUCUAGAGGAACGGGUUUAGACUUAAAUUUAGGAACGCAAGGGAUGCGUUGCAUCUUAAAGCAACCUUACCUGAUACGUCACUGAGGGAGAAAAGAAAUACUAAAGGUCUCACUAAAGCUUGUGGAAGAUAACAUACGACCAUAAUAUGUAGACUGACGGUGCUACACAUACAGUUCUAAAGUACUUUGCUAUGUUAAGUAGAGUUCCAACUUCGUUUCGCUGCUCUUGAAGAUUACCUUGUAUGUGAACUUGAUGACUGCAAGGGUUUAGAAAGAUCUUUAUGUAGCAACAAGCCCAUAUUGUUCAACAGAUUAUGACAUUUAGAGGUACACCUUUUGAAACCACUAUGAAAUUUUUUUCUGUCCGAAUGCUAUCCAAAAGAGAUAAAGCCACCC
Molecule: messenger RNA, 7120 nt
Organism: Pocillopora meandrina
Lineage: Eukaryota; Metazoa; Cnidaria; Anthozoa; Scleractinia; Pocilloporidae
Source: the annotation of a GenBank genome assembly